AUGAAUGCCGCAUGGAUGUUACAACGGGCGAUGGCUCGUCGGCCUUCGCUGUACCCAUCGAGAACUAUUAUUCUCAAGUGCACGCCGCAAGGGCGACGCUUCUCAGCAAUCCCUACAAGCGAUGACACUCUUCCUCUCAAAGGCAUCCGAGUGCUUGACAUGACGAGAGUAUUGGCUGGACCAUACUGUACACAAAUUCUCGGAGAUCUGGGAGCAGAUAUUAUCAAAGUGGAGCAUCCCGUGCGCGGUGACGAUACUCGUGCUUGGGGACCACCAUACGCGAAGUAUACCGAUGGGUCUCAUGAAGGCCCUGGGGAAAGCGCCUAUUUUCUGGCUGUGAACCGCAACAAAAGAUCCAUCGGCCUUUCCUUUGCUCAUAAGUCCGGAAUCGAGAUUUUACACAAGCUUGCCAGGGAGUGCGACGUCCUAGUCGAGAACUACCUUCCAGGAACCCUGAAGAAGUACAGUCUCGAUUACGAAACGCUACGAUCUAUCAAUCCCAGAUUGAUCUAUGCAAGUAUCACAGGGUACGGCCAAACAGGGCCAUACAGUAACCGAGCUGGGUACGAUGUCAUGGUCGAAGCAGAGAUGGGACUCAUGCACAUCACUGGAAGCAGAGACGGCGAUCCAGUCAAGGUCGGUGUAGCUGUUACGGAUUUGACAACAGGGUUGUAUACAUCCAAUGCGAUCAUGGCUGCCUUGCUCGCCCGCAUGAGGACCGGACAAGGACAACACAUCGAUGCUUGUUUGAGCGAUUGUCAAGUUGCGACUUUGGCGAAUAUCGCGAGCUCGGCUCUGAUCAGUGGAGAGAAGGACUCGGGUAGAUGGGGAACUGCACACCCAUCAAUUGUACCCUACCGAAGCUAUCAGACCCUUGAUGGUGAUAUUCUUUUUGGUGGCGGAAACGACAGGCUAUUCGGGGUCUUAUGCGAUCGACUAGGGUUCCCCGAAUGGAAGACGGAUCCUCGCUUUAUCACCAACCGCGACCGAGUAAAGCAUCGGGAAGAGCUUGAUGGCUUGAUUGAGAGAACAGUUAAGCAGAAAACCACGCAGGAAUGGCUCGAGAUCCUGGAAGGCAGCGGGAUGCCAUAUGCCGCGAUCAAUGACAUCCAAGGAACACUCAAUCAUUCUCAUGUGCAAGCGCGAGGAAUGGUUACAGAAGUUGAUCAUCCAGCUUGUGGUCCCAUCAAAUUAGUUAACACUCCGAUUAAGUAUUCGCACGCAAUUCCUGGAGUCCGAAGACCGCCUCCGACUCUUGGCCAACACACCGACGAAAUCCUCGAAGACAUCCUCAAUUAUGAUAAAGCCAAGAUUGAGCUCCUCAAAAACGAGGGCAUUGUGUCAUGA
Molecule: messenger RNA, 1347 nt
Organism: Aspergillus viridinutans
Lineage: Eukaryota; Fungi; Ascomycota; Eurotiomycetes; Eurotiales; Aspergillaceae
Product: CaiB/BaiF CoA transferase family protein
Exons: 6
Coding region: 1-1347 (448 amino acids)
Molecular function (GO): catalytic activity
Source: RefSeq, a predicted model, not a curated record